UCUUUGCCUCCAAGUGUGUCCACCUUUCUCUUCUUUCCAGCUCUCUUCCUGUCCCUCACACCCUCGCCUGUUUGCUUUCUUUUGGUUUUUCCCUCCCCCUUGCCUGUUACGGAGCCGCAUGCAGUUUGGGGUGGAGGGGUGGAGGGGGGAGCUGGCUGGCUCGAUCGGAUGAAUAGGAGAUGGGAGAACUGCGCGGGCAGGAAGGAUGUGCUCGUUGCUGCAGCUUCUGAUUCAAUUAGCAUGAAUUUCACAGCGAAGGCAGCAGCGUCAGACCGUCUCAGCGAGCCAGCAGCAGCAGGACUCUGUGUUGGAUCUUCAUCGGAGGGACCAGCGGCUGGUUCCCAUCCCGUUCUCACUGUGGAAAGCAGCCUUUGAAGAGGCAGAGGAACGGAUUCUCAAAGGGGAGAAGCACGAGCAGGACGGCGCAUGUUCACCAAUCUUAAUAUGGGAAGAUUGUUCGGAUGGACUGAGCAUCAAGCACUCUAGUGCUCUGGUUAUGGUUUAAUCCUGUUAAGCUGCCUCCUUGGUACUGCUCUGCGUUUUAUGACCCGUAUUGAUUUAUUCUGUCAGAACAGAGGAGAAGGAAUUCAGCACAGCGCUACUUGGAAAUAACCAACCCUCUUCUCCCUUUCUCAACGUUGCUCUUUCUCCCUGAAGUCUGUUAUUCUCUUCUUUGAUGUGUUGUUUUUCCUCUCUUUACCGCCUGAGAGGGGUUCAGACCUUCUUCAGACGUCCGAAGCCCCAAAACCGGAUCUGACUGCUCCUACAUCGCGGGCUCUGCUGUUCACUCGCCUCUCCUUUUUGCUCCCUGGUUUUUUAUUUUUAUUUUCCACGCUCUGUUUAAGUUGUGUGGGAAAGGCUCAGAGAGAUGGCAGGAGUGUUCUACGGCAUGAUGGAAGCUUGGAUUAAGGGUGGAGGAACCCUCUGAAGAUCUCCCCAAGGCAAAGGGAAUCCAGAGCAACAACUGACUCAAGGAGCAGCUCGUGAGAUAUUUGUCUGGGAGCUGAGAUGGAGUCUCCUGACUGAUAAGAGAACGCUGCUGAGCUGUGAUCAGAAGUUUUAUAGCACAGAGAAAGUUCUGAUUUAACCCUAGUGCUCGGGCACGACCUGGUUCUUAAGGAUCAAGAAGCUUUUGGAUAUCACCGUCUGACUGCUGGAGGUUUUGGGGUCUUUGAUUUCAGGAGGGAUCUUGCUUUUUUAUCUUUUUUUUCUUCACUGAUCUUGUUUCCGGUGGUUUUUUUGGGAUUUUUAAUCAAGGAUCUGUUUUUCUUCUGGCUUGUUUUAUUCUUCUGAUUUUUUCCUCCCCGGGCUGGAAAGCUGGGGAUCAUGGGUCCUGGAUUCAUUUGAGAUGUUCACUUCCUGUUUGUGUCGCAUUAGGGGGAGGGGCCUUCCAUUCUUUUCAGGCCCCGCCCCCACGGAGCAGGAGGUGGAAGUGGAGGUGGAUGAAGGUUUGUUAUUGGUGUCCAGGCCGGUGACGGCAUCACCAGUGGUGUGGGCCAGCCCAGCCUUCCUGUUCAGGCUGGUGCUCUCGUUGGCACUGUUGGUGUUCCCUUGCCCCGCCGUGGCCGCGCGGGUCUCCUCCUCCCUCAGCACCACCCACCACGUCCACCACUUCCACAACAAGCAUGGCACGGUGCCCAUUGCCAUCAACAGAAUGCCCUUUCUUACACGUGGGGGUCAUGCUGGGACCACCUACAUCUUCGGGCGGGGCGGAGCCCUCAUCACAUACACCUGGCCACCCAAUGACCGGCCGAGCACGCGGGCAGACCGGCUGGCGGUGGGCUUCAGCACACAGCUGAAGGAAGCCAUUCUGGUCAGAGUGGAGAGUGCCAAGGGACUGGGAGACUACCUGGAGCUGCACAUAGAACGAGGAAAGGUCGGCGUGAUCUUCAACGUGGGAACGGACGACAUAACCAUCGAGGAGAGCGCGGUGUCGGUGAGCGACGGCAAAUACCACGUGGUGCGAUUCACACGCAGUGGUGGCAACGCCACGCUACAGGUGGACAACCAGCCUGUUAUCGAACGGUUCCCCUCAGGGAACAUUGAUAAUGAGCGCCUGGCACUUGCUAGACAAAGAAUCCCAUUUCGAUAUGGUCGGGUAGUUGACGAGUGGCUAUACGAAAAAGGCCGCCAGUUGACCAUCUUCAACAGCCAGGCGUUCAUCAAAAUUGGUGGUGGAGAGAAGGGGCGCCACUUCCAGGGCCAGAUCUCAGGCCUGUACUACAACGGUCUGCAGGUACUCAAACUGGCUUCUGAUGGUGACCCCAACAUCCAGAUCCAGGGAAACCUAAGGCUAGUGGGUGACGUGCCCUCAGUGCUCACCACUGACACCACCUCCACCACCCCUCUGGCUGAUAUGUCCACCACCAUCAUGGAGACAACCACCACCAUGGCCACAACCACCACUCGCAAACAGCGCUCAACCACCACGAGGGACAGCAUCUCACAGAAUGCAGAUGACCUCUUGGUAGCUUCAGCAGAAUGUCCAAGUGAUGACGAAGACUUGGAGGAGUGUGAGCCUGGAAAUGGAGGUGAAUUAGUGUUGCCCAUAAUUACGGUGGACUCCCUAGAUCCCCCAUCUAUCGCAACCCACUACCCAGUUCUCCCCCCACCCCCCACCACCUUCCAUCCCUUCCUCACUCUGCUUGAAACCACCAAAGAAGCCGUCCCCUUACCUAAUGGCCGCCCCCCCUGCCCCUUGGACCAAGAGGAGUGUGAUGAGACAAUUGAAGUGUCGGCCUUUGGCUCGGGGGAGAUGACCGAGACGGAUGAUGAAGACUAUUAUAAAAACUCCCCCCUGGUCACUGACAGAACUGUACUCCCUCCUCCCCCAGCAGUCGAGGGCAAUGUUCAGAACCCCCAAGAUCGUCAUUUCUCACAGUACCCCAUCUCCCAUCGACCACCCUUCUCCUCCACCCCCACUGCCAACCCCGACCCGCUCAACCCACGCAUCAAGCCAGCUGCUGGCGGCAGCAGCAGUAGUAGCAACAAUAUCCCCGCAGGGAAAAUGAACAACCGGGACCGUGUGCUGCUGCCGCCGGCCCCCCCUUCCUUAGAUCCAGGCCAUCACAGAAACCCAGGAAUAACUUAUCCACCAAAUUUUCCACAUGUUCCCACUCCAGAUCCCACAUCCCCAGAGAGAGGACUCCCGGGGGCUGUUGAAGUGCAGCAGUCCAGCAGCACCACAGGCAUGGUGGUGGGCAUCGUAGCUGCUGCCGCCCUGUGCAUCCUAAUCCUGCUCUACGCCAUGUACAAGUACCGCAACCGAGACGAGGGGUCCUAUCAGGUAGACCAGAGUCGCAACUACAUCAGUAACUCAGCCACGCAGAGCAACGGGGCACUGGUGAAGGAAAAACAACCCAACACUGCCAAGACAGUCACCAAGAACAAGAAAAACAAAGACAAGGAGUACUACGUCUGAGGAAGCGCUGCCGUCACCUGCAGACAAGCAGCCCUUAGAAAAGGAAGGAGAUGAGAGAGAGAGGGGGAAGGAGGGAGAGAGUGGCUAGUGAACCUAAAACUCAGUAUUGUCUGGUAGUCAUUUGUAAUCCGACAUAAGAGGCAACAGAAACAAAUGCAUUGGCUUCCACGUUAGAUUCACUCCUUUAUGUACUGCCUAAAUCGAUUAGAACAUUGAUAACUGGAUGCUAGGCCUGUUUUAGGUGCAGGAAUGGCUGCUGCGUGUCUGAGAUCCCAACAACCUGGCAGAACAGGGAGGUAAAGCGGUCGUUUGUGAGUUAGCGUUAGCAAGUAACUGAGUAGUGCAGCUUAAAAAGGACAACAGUAUUAGAAUACAAAUUAUUUUCCAAAUUAGCAGGAAGUUUAUGUACGGCCACCGUACAAGUUCAGCUCAUCACAUCUGAUCUCCCUCUUCUGCAAAAGUCUCUCUCUCUCCCUCUCAUCUGCCGUCUCUCUCCUUGUCUACGGUGCUCAGCGACCGACGCAACGUGAACUCUGCCGUGUUUCAAGCAUGUAGUAUUCAUUUAUGAAAGAGAUUCAAAAACUGUUUUUCUUUUUGUGGAGUUGAAACUAAAAAAGCUAAAAAAAAAACAUAUAAAAUGACGAUUGAUGAUAAUUACGUUAAACGUAGCAACUAUGUGAGAUGCCACCGCUCCAACCUAACCGAUGCUAACUUGUACGUUUAGCUGCCAAAAACUCGUUGAGGCCAGACCCCCUUGGUCGUCCUCUGUUCCAGCAGAUGUGUGUCGUGUGUUCUGGGGUGCCGAGGCGCCCCAAAGUGGGCCAGCAGAGAAACUGUCACCUUACAGUUACUUAUCGCUGAGUUACAGAAAAAAAUACAACUCCAGCCAACCUGAUGAACUCUGUUCUAUAUAUCUAUAAAUAUAUGUAUAGACAUUGCAGGGACGUAUGGACCUAAACGGUGAGUGAGUCUGUAAGUACGUCUGCUGACUGAAUGAAGACGGACUUUAGGGUUUCUGACAUCGGAACAGUUUCAGCACCCCGUCCCCCAGUCUGGACACCCCUCCUAACCUUCUCAUGAACAGUACGGCUGAUGAAGUACCAUGCUGUAACACUCGGUCACUUCUUUAUUUUAUGUUUAUUUUUGAAAAAAAAAGAAGACAUUUUGUGGUAAUUCUGAAGUCAUUUUUGCUUGGGUUCCACUGUGGAGAGAGGUCUUGAAGCAGACGGUGUUUUUGCCCUUCAGUGGCCUCGCUGGACUGCCGGUAGCCCACAGGCAAGGCAGACUUUGUGGGAGGAGCUCACAAGUAACAGGGCAGUUUCCUGGAAGGUGUACAACUCAACUCUAGUAUUCAAAUUUUCUCAACCCUAUUAAAAAGGUAAACUGAACCAUGAAAGAAAAUUCCUGAAACAAGUUUGUGAAAUGUCUAAAUAUUUGACUCUCGUCCCAUUACUAAGACAGAUGUGUUUUCCCUUCUAUCAUUCCUGUUUGGAGAAAAAAUGACAAAGAUUCUGGGAUACAGAAAUUCCUAUGUAUUUUAUUUUCUUGAUAAUUGAGCAAAUGCCAAUUCAGUUCUAAAGAUUUGUCAUCCCAUGUUUAUUUCAUUUAUAGUAGUUUUUUGUUCCGCGUCCAUUCCUUGUACAUCAGAUAUUACUUUCCAUGAUUUGUAGAGAAAGCCAGCUCUGCUCACCCUCGGGAUUCAUCUGUUUUAUAUCUGUUGCUGUCCGUGUGGUGAGAAAUACGACGGCAAACAUUUCCUUCCAAGGACUCCGUUGAGUUAUUCCGCUGUAACAUCUGUGUGGUUUCUCCUUUUCCAUUCCAAGCGUACUCCUCCCAGUAUCUUCCUGUUCUUUCUAAAUGUUAUUGUAAAGUGUUCCAGUGAGAUGACUCUAAAUAUGUGUACAUUAACAGAGGGAAUACACUUGGUUAUAUACUUCUUA
This is a messenger RNA of Nothobranchius furzeri (turquoise killifish), 5361 nucleotides long. It is a transcript of the gene nrxn2b, whose product is annotated as neurexin 2b. The record is from RefSeq and is a predicted model, not a curated record. NCBI's taxonomy places the organism in Eukaryota, Metazoa, Chordata, Actinopteri, Cyprinodontiformes, Nothobranchiidae.